Rotaria socialis is the source of this 1512-nucleotide messenger RNA. The record is from the annotation of a GenBank genome assembly. NCBI's taxonomy places the organism in Eukaryota, Metazoa, Rotifera, Eurotatoria, Philodinida, Philodinidae.
AUGAGAUCGGAUGAUGAUGGAUUGUACUUCGGUAUGGACAUGAAAAUAUUUCAAAAGAAAGUUUACAACUUUCUUGAACGGCCUAGUCGUGGUUGGAUUUGUUUCGUCUAUCAUUUUUUAGUGUUUUUUGUUGUCCUUUCCUGUUUGGUCAUCGGUGUUAUAUGUACCAUAAGCGAAUAUGAAGAAAAAAUAACACAAAAAUUUAUUUAUGUGGAGAUUGUUUUACUAAUUUUCUUUGCAUCAGAAUAUGUUAUACGUGUUUGGUCAGCUGGCUGUCGUGCUAAAUUCAAAGGUUUGACUGGCCGAAUUAAGUUUAUGAAAACACCAAUUAGUAUGAUUGAUGUGUUUGUUGUUCUUGCUUCAUCGGUUGUCAUCGGAUUUCAUAUAUCGGGUCGAAUCAGUUCAGCAAACCCAGUAAUGGCAGCAUCACCUGCACUUCGAAUCAUUCGCUUUUUUCAAAUUCUACGCAUGUUACAUGUUGACCGUAAAGCACAUUCAUGGAAACUUCUUCUUAAUGUAGCGUAUCUUCAUCGAAUUGAAUUAAUAACAACGAUGUAUAUGGGUUUUAUUGUACUUAUUAUCACAUCGUAUCUAGUCUAUUUGGCUGAAAGAGAUUAUAUUUUUGAUGGAAGCAAACAAUUUGAAUCUUAUGCGGAUGCACUUUGGUUUGGUAUUGUAACUGUUGCUACAAUUGGCUACGGAGAUCGUGUUCCGCAUACGUGGGCUGGAAAGAUUGUAACAGCUUGUCUAUCCAUGAUUGGGAUUGCGUUUUUUAGUUUACCUGCAGGAAUUUUAGGAUCCGGCUUUGCUUUACAUGUUCAACAGAAAGAAAAACAAAAAUUGUAUCAUAAGCAAUAUCCAGCUGCGGCACAGUUAAUUCAAACAGCAUGGCGUAUGUAUGCAACGAGUCGUACUCAACAUGACAAUGCAACAUGGCGCUUAUAUAAACUUAUUGAUCCUCAUUUUGGAGACAGAGCGACAUCAAGAUCAUACCAUAGCGCAAUGCUUGAACGACGAUCUGCUGCACAGAAUUAUGAUCAGUCAGUAUCGGAUCAUUCACCGUUAACAUCUAGAAUUGAAGGAGAGCAAUUACCAGAAAAAUUUAAGCAAGCUAUUCGUGUGAUGCGACGAAUGAAAUUUUUUGUUGCACGUCGAAAAUUUCAGGAAGCAAGAAAACCAAAUGAUAUGUCGGAAAUUGUUAAGCAAACAGCUGAAGAUAAUCAAACAUUAAUGAUUCGAUUAAAAGAUUUACAACGAAAACUCGAUUCGACACUUGGCUAUGUGCCUGCAUCACGCGAUAAUAUUCUAUUAUCACGUUCGAAUAAUAAUAGUUUUGCGUCACAAGCUCGUAUUAAACGUUCACCUAGCCAAUCUCGUACUGGCCAAAUAACUGUUCUUGAACAUUUACAAACGUUUAAUGAACGUUUAACAGUAGUCGAACAACAAAUGAAUUCCAUGGCAACUAUAUUAAAACGUAUUGAUGAUCGAAUGAGUCAGUUCAGUGGGAGUUAA